CCCUCCGGGCCCCAGAGGCCGUCCCGCCCCCCCGCGCUGUCCGGAGGCCGGGAGGCCCCGGGCGGAGCCGCCGAGCAGCAGGAGGAGGCCAUACGACAUCGUUCUUAAAACAUGCUUAGUUGGGAAAAACUUCGUGCGUCCAGAGCAGUGGAGACUGCAGUGCUCGUCAAUGAAGAUGAUUCAGUGGAGGUGCACUACCUGGAUGGGUCCAGAUUGAAGCUCUCUCCGUGCGGCUGUGAAUUCGUCUUUGAAAAGGCACUUAAUUCUUCGGCUCAUCCUCUGGAGCAACCUGAAAGGAUUCGGCAAAGAACACAGUUUGUUACUAGCAGUUACAGAGAGCAAUUAUUGCAAGCAUUAGAUUUCCGGAAUGCCUUUUCCACUUAUCCUUUUUUACCUGAUAGCAUCAUACCUUCUGAAAGAAAACAAUGUAUCUUCCUUGAUGUCUUUGAAGUUACGUGGCCUAGUCUUGACGCUGUUGGUACGUUGCUGUGUACGGAUAAUGACAAUGUGAAGAUUUCCUCUUUAGAUGGUUACGCCUCCCUCUACCUGCCCAAAACACUACAGGAAUUUACAGUCCAUUUUUUAUGCAAAGUUAGCCAAAAAUGUGACUCGUCUUUAGGAUUGUCAGAGAAAAGCGUUAACAAUCAAAUAAAAGAGGAUAACCAAAGAACAACAUCCAGCCCAAAGUGUACGUUUGGAUUGCUUAAAGCACAAAAAAUGAAGACUAAGGAAAAUGAGUCAAAAAUGAGUGGAUUGAAACCCAAAGAGCUGAUGGAGGCCAAGAAUUGUAUAAGUAUGACAGAAGACUGGGAUGAAGUGCCUUGGCCCUAUACGAAGAGCUCCUCGGUAUAUGUUUGGGUGAAGCAGUUCUGGUCCGUGGCCUCCUGUCCGGCAGAAUGGAAGUACCCUUUGUCUCUGGCACUUAGCUUCAUGAAAGCGGUAGAAGUUAACAAAACCUCUAAAACUGAUACAGAGGUGAAGCUGACUAUGGUUUCGGGAGCUGGUUUUUCAAGGGAAGAUGAAAAAGAAAUCCGGGUUUCCAUUCUACCCAAAGCUCUACCGCUCAGCUGCCCUGCUCCUCACCUGCACAGGUGGAGUUUCUCUGAUUUGCCAUGGGAGAAGAAGCAUAAUGAGCAACAGUUUUCUUGUCUUGAACUGGUGAAAAUCAUUUGGUACCAGGGAAUUACAUAUAGACUUACCCAUGGUAUUGUGAACUCGAUAGAGAUUUAUCCUGGAGAUGGAUCUGUUUUCAAAUCAGAAGGAGCCGUUUUGGGGAGCUAUUUCACAUCCUUUUUGAUUCAGGAAGGAUCGCAACAAAGAGAAGAGCGGAUUUACUCAGUUAAUAACCUUCCUCCAGAUGUACCAGGAAGUUCCUACUCCGUGGGUUCUGUUAUCAAGCAGGCAGUCAGAAUUCUUCAGUACUGUGCCAAGAUUAAGCUCUCUUUAAGCCAUAUCCACAGUCUCUGCUGCUGGAAAAUGAACCAGAAAUCUGGGACAGACGAAAGGGAGCUGCUGCCAACGAUUUUGAGUGAAACAUUUAUUCCCAGCAUUGGAAGAUUUGUGGCUUAUUCUGAUGAUAAAGUGCAUGCUGUCUUUUUGGAAGGAAUUACCCUUACCCUAAUUUGGGAUUUCCGUUCUUAUUCUGGAAAGACACAGAUGAACCAAGAUGUCACUACUGGAUGGUGUAAGGUAACUCUUCCCGAUGGACAAGAUCAGUUAAUUAAUAUUGAGCAUCCUGGACAAUAUGGAAGGUAUGUGACAACAGCAAUAGCAUGGUGCCGAAAUCUGACUCACUUGAGUCGAAAUGACAUGGUCGUUCACCCUGUGUGUCCCACCAUUGAAGAAAACUGGUCUGUUGCUGCUGAACUGGAGAAAAUUCAAAGAUUUAACUUUUUACUGGAGAACAACAGUGUCCUCAACCAGGUUUCCGCUGUGAGAAAGAAUCAGUCUUCUGGUUCUUUCGAACAAAGACCUUUGGAAACUUGUAAUGCGCUUGAAGAAGUUAGUGAGAAGAGCGUGUCGGCAGCUUUGAAAAGAACAUCUGAGGUCCUCCAGGGUAUUGACUUCUUUCUGGCCACCUCUAGGAAAUGACAGUUGGAUUGUUUUUAUAUUGUAGACCGGCCGUAUUUAAUCACCUCAAGCGACAGACCUGAACAAAAGCCAUUGUUGGUAGACGUCAAAUCCGAGAAUGUGUGCUCAUUGUAAGGAAUUGUUUGGAGUUUCUGCACUCAGUGCCUCCGGUUCAACCAACUGGGAGAAAAAGGUUAUGAAGAAUAUUUAGCAGAGUGCCUUUGCUAAAAUAACUUAUCGAACAUUAAUUGAAUUUGGAAGUGUGUUUUUAACAAUAUGAGUAUGUUUAGUUGUGAUUUUCAAAAUCAGAGCCGUUAAAUUGGGAGCUGUGAGCUUCUGUUUUUAAUUCCUUUACGUUUAUAUAAAACUUUUACAUUUAUAAAUGAAGUAGUCUAAUAAAAUGCACCCUUU
Tachyglossus aculeatus (Australian echidna) is the source of this 2481-nucleotide messenger RNA. It is a transcript of the gene C3H5orf34, whose product is annotated as chromosome 3 C5orf34 homolog. The record is from RefSeq and is a predicted model, not a curated record. The transcript is spliced from 13 exons. The coding region runs from base 112 to 2091 and encodes 659 amino acids. Lineage: Eukaryota; Metazoa; Chordata; Mammalia; Monotremata; Tachyglossidae.